Messenger RNA from Portunus trituberculatus (swimming crab), 781 nucleotides. Its product is annotated as protein FAM136A-like. The coding region runs from base 138 to 641 and encodes 167 amino acids. The transcript has 6 exons. The record is from RefSeq and is a predicted model, not a curated record. Gene Ontology annotation, cellular component: cytoplasm. Lineage: Eukaryota; Metazoa; Arthropoda; Malacostraca; Decapoda; Portunidae.
UCAUUCCAUUAACUCUUCUUAUAUAUCAUUAUAAGGAAUAAGAAAGCAAACUCGCUGCGAGCCGAAAGAGUGCAGUGUAUGCGAGUGUUCCCAUCACCAGGCAGGCGCCAGCUGAGCCGCACACGCUGACCGGUACCAUGGUGGAUCAGGCUCAACACCGCAUCCAGGAGGCCAUGACCUCUCUGGUUGAUGACCUAGACAAGACUUACCUUCGUGGAAUGCAGAGAACAAUGCAUCUUUGUGCUGCUUCAUGCUGUGAGAAGAAGGAAAGCUCUGUGGAUCAAGUGCACCGGUGUAUUGAGAACUGCUCAACGCCUCUCACUCAGGCACAGAGUUUUGUGCAGAAUGAACUUUCACAAUUCCAGGAGCGGUUACAGAGGUGUGUGAUGGUGUGUCAAGAUCGUGUAAAGGAUCAUGUUCAUGCUGAUGCCACUGAAACUCAGGAACUCCAACGCAACAGCACACUUUCCUUUGCCAACACAGCAGGAAGUGUGUUGCGUCAAGCAGCCUUGGGGAAAGAUGGAGUAUCAGCAUACAAGGCAGAAUUUGAAGGUUGUGCCAUGCAGUGUGUUGAUGAACACAUCCAGUUGAUGCCAUCUGUGAAGAAAAGGAUUGCUGGUAUCUUAGCAAAGAACUUAUAGAAAACCAUGACGUGGAUGUUUCUCAUGUGGUGCAUUAAGAAUGAUCUCGUGUUCCUGAUGACGUGGGUGGCUCCUGGCUGGUGAUGACUCAGUGGCUGAAUUUUGACCAUUAAUGCUAUAAAUUAUACCUACCAUUUCAU